GCGUGGCGGGCGGGAAUCCGAGAGGACAACACCGAGUUUGCCAACGGCGGUGUGUCUGUACGCGGAGCGCAGCGCGGCAUCGCCACCGGGCACUUCGCUCAUCCAACCUGCGGCAAGCUCUUCCUCGAGGAGCGGAGCCUGUCUAACUUGGGCUGCGCAAGGCAUGUGGUUUUGGUUUCGAAGCAGAACUUCCAGCCGCACCAGAUUAUGUCCAUGCUGAAAGAGGUCUUGGCUGGCGUCACGAGCUGCGCACGCGGACGCUAG
Molecule: messenger RNA, 264 nt
Organism: Symbiodinium natans
Lineage: Eukaryota; Dinophyceae; Suessiales; Symbiodiniaceae
Source: the annotation of a GenBank genome assembly